UGCAGACAGAGAAUUAAGAAAAUUUCUGGGGCUUGCAUUCAGUGCUCGUAUGGACGCUGUCCAGCCUCCUUCCAUGUUACUUGUGCCCAUGCUGCAGGAGUGCUUAUGGAACCUGAUGACUGGCCAUAUGUUGUCUACAUCACGUGUUUCAGGCACAAGAUCAACCAAAAUGUGAGAACAAAAGCAUGUGAGAAGGCCAUUACAAUUGGGCAGACAGUCAUCACGAAACACAGGAAUACACGAUAUUACAGUUGCAGAGUCAUAGGAAUCACCUCGCAAGUUUUCUAUGAAGUUAUGUUUGAUGAUGGUUCUUUCAGUCGGGAUACUUUUCCAGAAGACAUUGUGAGCAGAGAUUGCCUAAAACUGGGUCCACCAGCCGAGGGAGAGGUUGUCCAGGUGAAGUGGCCUGAUGGAAAGCUGUACGGUGCAAAGUACCUGGGAACCAACAUAGCUCACAUGUACCAGGUUGAGUUUGAAGAUGGUUCGCAAAUAGCAAUGAAGAGAGAAGAGAUCUACACGCUAGAUGAAGAGCUGCCUAAGAGAGUAAAAGCACGUUUUUCUACAGCCUCUAACAUGAGAUUUGAAGAUACGUUUUAUGGAGCGGAUAUAAUUCAGGGAGAAAAGAAGAGGCAGAGAGUAUUGAGUUCCCGUUUUAAGAAUGAAUAUGUGGAUGACCCGGGAUACCGCAUGUUCCUGAAAAGCUCGUUCCAGAAAAAAUGCCAAAAAGGGCUAUAGAGGAUGCU
Molecule: messenger RNA, 743 nt
Organism: Tinamus guttatus (white-throated tinamou)
Lineage: Eukaryota; Metazoa; Chordata; Aves; Tinamiformes; Tinamidae
Source: RefSeq, a predicted model, not a curated record